Molecule: messenger RNA, 753 nt
Organism: Lynx canadensis (Canada lynx)
Lineage: Eukaryota; Metazoa; Chordata; Mammalia; Carnivora; Felidae
Gene: IZUMO1R
Product: IZUMO1 receptor, JUNO
Exons: 4
Coding region: 1-753 (250 amino acids)
Biological process (GO): sperm-egg recognition; cell adhesion; fusion of sperm to egg plasma membrane involved in single fertilization
Cellular component (GO): external side of plasma membrane
Molecular function (GO): signaling receptor activity
Source: RefSeq, a predicted model, not a curated record
AUGGGACGGUGGUGGCAGCUUGUGUUACGGCUGUGGACAGUCGUGCCCAUCUGGGCUGGGGACGAGCUGCUCAAUGUCUGCAUGAACACCAAACACCACAAGCGAGAGCCUGGCCCAGAAGACCAGCUCUACGAUGAGUGCACCCCCUGGAAAGACAAUGCCUGCUGCACGGCCAGCACAAGCUGGGAAGCCCACCUCGAUGUGUCCCUGCUUUACAACUUCAGCUUGAUUCACUGUGGGUUGAUGAUGCCAGGCUGUGAGAAGCACUUCAUCCAGGCCAUCUGCUUCUAUGAGUGCUCCCCAAACCUGGGACCUUGGAUCCGGAAGGUCAGAAGGCUGGGCUGGGAGAUGGACUUGGCUGGGCCAGGAGAGCGAAUCCUGGAUGUGCCACUCUGCCAGGAGGACUGCGAGCAGUGGUGGGAAGACUGUCGCACAUCUUACACGUGCAAGUCCAACUGGCACGGCGACUGGGACUGGAGUCGGGGGAAGAACCGCUGCCCUGCGAGGGCCGUCUGCCACCCCUUCCCCCAUUACUUCCCCACCCCCGCUGACCUGUGCGAGAAGAUUUGGAGCAACUCAUUCAAGGCAAGCCCUGAGGGCAGGAACAGUGGGCGAUGCCUGCAGAAGUGGUUUGAGCCCACCCAGGACAACCCCAAUGUGGCCGUGGCCCACCUCUUUGCCAGCACUGCCCCACCCUGGGAAGUCUCCUACAGUCUCCUGGCCUUCUCUCUGUACCUGUCAUUCCUAUCCUAA